AUGAGCCAACAAAAGGCUGUUGUCAUUCUAUUAUUGAAUGUAUUUUUAACAUCAUAUGUCUGUGCCCAAUAUGGUAGUCCUGCUGGCAAUAGCAAUCCUGAAUACGGUGGUACAGGUACCAGUGUACCAUCAGGAAGUUAUGAACACAAAGGACAAAAUCCCGUCGGGGGACCUAGUGUAUUAGAUGGAAAUUCGGAAGCCGAGCCGUUCAACUUUGCUUACCAAGUAGAAGAUGCACCCACCAAUACAGACUUCAAGCACGAAGCCAACAGUGACGGCAAACGAGUGACCGGAGCAUACAGCGUACUUCUUCCUGACGGUCGUAAUCAAGUAGUGACAUAUGUUGCCGACGAAAAUGGUUACAACGCCAAGGUCAACUAUGAACGAGUAGCAAAACCACAACCAUCUCAACCAGGCAGCCAAGGAGGAUAUCCGUCCGCACCAGGUUUCCCUUCUGCUGCUCCUAGUUAUCCUUCCGCUGCCCCUGGUUAUCCUUCCGCGGCCGCCCCUGUAUAUUCUUCUGCAGCUGAUCUUGGUUAUCCUUCCUCAGCACCUGGUUUCCCUUCUUCAGCUCUAGGCGGUUACCCAUCGUCUGCCUCAAGCUAUCCUUCAUCGGUACCGGGUUUCCCAUCGUCUGCCCUGAGUUACCCGACCGGCGUUAAAGGAUCUUUAACCGAUGAAAAUGGUUACAACGCCAAAGACAACUAUGAAGGGGAAUCUAAACCACAACCAUCUCAGCCAGACAGCCAAAGAGGUUAUCUGUCUGGGCUGGGUUUCCCUUCAACUGCUUCUAAAUAUCCUUCUCCCACUAUAGCUAGUUUUGUUCAUCGUCCCGUUGGUUAUCCUGUUGAUAUUUCUACUCCUGCCCCAUUGUCUGCCCCUGGCUAUCUCGUCCGGGUACCGCCUAGAUUAAAGGGUGAUACGGGAUCUUCUCGACCAAAGUUCGAGGAAGUUACUGAUUACCCGAUUCUUGGUUAA
Messenger RNA from Macrosiphum euphorbiae (potato aphid), 978 nucleotides. The record is from the annotation of a GenBank genome assembly. NCBI's taxonomy places the organism in Eukaryota, Metazoa, Arthropoda, Insecta, Hemiptera, Aphididae.